CUAAUCAAGUGAAGCUCCAGCACAAGCUCAUUCUCUGUGCAGAUCGAGAGGUUGGAGAAUCUGUGCCUCCUCCACACCUUCAGUAAGAAACCGCGGGGGUCAGGCGCUCUCCGAAGCGACGCGGACAGCUGAAUGUUAAUUGCGGACUUUUAUUCUCGGCCACUGGACUAAUUGAACACUGAAACGCGGGCGCAAAAUAUCUUAACAUCGCGACUGGAGACGUACAUGAAUAAUAAAACAACCCACUGCGCGAUGGAGGGCUGAGGGCAAGUUGGAUCUGGACUUGUUCCGUGCGUCUUUUUUGCGCGGUGGUCUCUUCCGUGCCAAGAAAGCCUUUUGAGAAGUCCAGGCGUCCGGUUUGUGCUGCAAAACUGGGUGGUUUUGUUUGAUCCACAAAGCACAGAUAACUUGGCCAAGUGGAGCUACAAAGACUCCUGCGCUGCGUAAUUUGGAUAAAAGGAAGGAAACAAAAUGCUGGCCAGGAUCAUUUUUGUUUGCUCCUUCUUUGCUGCUGCUAGUUUUGGAGAUACUGAGCCUAAGGCAUUGUACGGUGGAGCUUGCAAAUCUUUGUGCACCUGUGAAGAGAAAGAUGGACACUUGUACAUGAACUGUGAAGACAGAAACAUAAGCAAAAUCUCAGACAUGAAGGUACCAUCAGAUAUGCCUUUGCAUUUAAACCUGUAUAAAAAUGACUUAGUGGAGUUACUUGCAGAGGAUAUGGAUGCUUUCAAGAACGCCAUCACCUUACAUCUUGGUGCAAAUAGCAUACAGGAGCUUGAACCUGGCGUGUUCAGUGCACUGGGAUCCCUAAGAAAGCUGCACAUAAACAGCAAUUUCCUGGUCAUGCUGAAGGAGGACACAUUUCACGGCUUGGUAAAUUUGGAAUACCUUCAGGCUGACACAAACUUCAUCCGGGUCGUGGAGCCUGGGGCCUUCAGCAAGCUUGUCCGUCUUAAAGUUCUGAUCCUCAAUGACAACUCCAUCGAGUUCCUUCCAAGCAACAUUUUCCGCUUUGUGCCUCUGACACAUUUGGAUUUGCGUGGGAACAAGCUGCAGACACUGCCGUACGUGGGUUUCCUGGAGCAUAUUGGUCGUAUCAUGGAGCUCCUGUUGGAGGACAACGACUGGAUGUGCAAUUGUGAAAUCUUGCAUUUGAAGGUCUGGAUCGAGAACAUGCGGGCGCAGUCGUCUAUCGGCGAGGUGGUUUGCAACAGGCCUGAGGAUCUUAGAGGCAUUUCUUUGGCCAGGGUCAAAAGGGAUUUACUUUGCCCCUCCCAUGCCGACAUCAAUCUCGAAGAGCCAUCAAAGUCUUUAGACAUGGUUGUCACCCCAUCCACCAAGGUUGCUCAGAUACCGAAUGUCAACGAUGGCACAAAAGUACCCACACCUGCAAACGGCCUAGGGACAUUUUGCGUGCCAAUGUGCUCUUGUCCUCCCCAAAGCAUGGGUUUCUUAAUGCACUGUGAGGACCGAGGCAUUCAAAGGAUAUCUGAUAUAGGCAUUCUUGAACAAAGCCCAACCAAGCUGUUUUUGACAGGAAAUAUGAUACAGCGACUUUUCAAGUACGACUUUGUGACGUACGACAGUCUGGAACUGCUCAAUUUGGCAAACAACCAAAUAGACUACAUUGACAAUGAAACCUUUCUGAGUUUGAGCAAUUUGAAAAAGCUGUACCUGAAUGGAAACAGGAUAGAGAAAAUCUCAUCAACAAUGUUUCUUGGCCUUCACAAUUUGGAAUACUUGUACUUGGAGCAUAAUGUCAUCAAAGACAUUGAGGCCGGAUCAUUCAACCCUUUGACAAAUCUAAAGCUCCUGUUCCUAAACAACAAUCUACUCAACACUCUCCCUGCGCAGAUAUUUCGUAAUGUGCCCUUGGUGAGAUUGAACCUAAGGAAAAAUGUCUUUAUGCACUUACCGGUGAGUAAUGUGUUGGAACAGCUCAAUUAUUUGGAGCAAAUUUAUCUUGAGGACAAUCCUUGGGACUGCACUUGUGAUUUGGUCAGCCUCAAACAGUGGGUGGAAAAGCUAAGCAAGGACACCGUGAUGGGUACCAUCUUAUGCCACACUCCUCAAAAACUGUCUACUGCUGAGGUUAGAAACCUGAAGCAUGAUGUUCUCUGUCCUGGCUUGGUCACCUAUAAGUCCUUACCUGGAGACACCAAGGAUGCUAUUGUAGCCACGCCUGCGCCAGGGGUCAGCACCAGCGGCUUCUUCCGGUCUCUGACAGAAGCAGUGCCACUAUCGGUGCUCAUCCUCUGCCUUCUCAUCCUGUUUCUGACCUUCGUUUUCUGCGCUGCAGGGAUCAUUGUGUUUGUGCUACACCGUCGGCGGAGACAGGCCAAGAAGAAACAAGCCGAGGAGCAACCUCGCGAGAGCAGUCCCAUCCACCUGCACUACAGCAUGUACGGCCAGAAGACCACCCACCACGUAACUGAAAGGCAAGGACCCGGCAUGUAUGACGAACCUUCCCGUAGCCCCAUUGUUCAGGUCUGCAGAAACCCUAGUUACUGCUCUCAGCACAAACAAUAUGAGUUGGACGAGUAUGACAGUGAGAAACCUAAGCAUUUCUGCCAUAGCAUCCUCGACAAGGAGAGCGACUCCCUCCUUACGGGACCCAACGUGAAGUUCAGGGCCGUCACCGACUACCCUGCUGAGUUUGUGAGUUUAGGAGAUGCCAGCUCCUUGUACAAGAACAUCUUAGAAAGGGAACGGGAGCUCCAACAACUCAGCCUCAGCGAAUAUCUCAGGAAAAACAUAUCACAGUUACAACCAGCGGUGGACAUGCAAGUCCCCAACCACCACAAGGAGCUUAAACUAAUGGAGACUCUUGUUUAUACAAGGCCACGGAAGGUCAUGGUGGAACAGACUAAAAACGAGUACUUUGAACUCAAAGCCAACUUACAUGCAGAACCAGACUAUUUAGAAGUCUUAGAGCACCAAACGACUUUCAACUGAGAUAAGUACACUGUAUACUUUGAUUUGACAAAUGAUACUCCAAGUGCCUUGACAGUUCAUUCUGAGUUCUGAUUUAGCUCGAGAGAUAUAAUAAAACAACGUCAGAGUAGAGGCAAUUCUCACGAUACGAUCAUUUGAUGUGGACACAAUGUCUAAUUUCAUGUGGACCUUUGACGUUAGCAUUGCAGAUGAUGGAUUAUGCAUUCUAACAAAAUUCCAGCCACACUGAAAGAGCCACAAACAGUUGUCUUUGGACAAGAUUGGCUUUGAUACCAGAACAUUUGUUGUGCAUUGAGGUUAAUGCAUUCUCUUUAUGUUUGGUAGGGAAGACUAGCAUAGAGUAACUUCACCUUUCUAUCUGUAUCUCUUAUUAUGUACGUGACAGAUCUUCAAUCACUGUUUAUCUGUAGCAAUGGAAGAAAUUGUGUUAUUUUCUGUCAUACAGAACAUUUAUGGUUAGUUAAAUGAUUCCCUGAUUUGCUAAGUUUUGAAUUAAACAUUCCCAACACAGUUUUUGUUCAUUAAAUAUUAAAUAAUGGUUGUAUGUGGAUUGCAAGAUGUCUGAAAAU
Molecule: messenger RNA, 3524 nt
Organism: Sinocyclocheilus grahami
Lineage: Eukaryota; Metazoa; Chordata; Actinopteri; Cypriniformes; Cyprinidae
Product: SLIT and NTRK-like protein 6
Exons: 2
Coding region: 472-2955 (827 amino acids)
Biological process (GO): positive regulation of synapse assembly; axonogenesis
Molecular function (GO): protein binding
Source: RefSeq, a predicted model, not a curated record